UUUAACAAGUGGGCUACUGUGUUAUAAAAGAGCCUGGAUGGCAAAUCUUUACACAGAUGCCAAACUGCUGUUUUACUACUGUUAUUCUUCUACUGUAACUGCUGUAUAGACAAAUACACGGUUUGUGUGCACACACUGAGAAACUGCGAGGAGGAGAGAGAAAAGGCAAAGUAGGGAAAACAAGGCGAGUUAGAGAAGGCUGAGCUGGCAGAUCCAACACAGCCGUAGUUGACGUUCGCUAACGGGACCAGUCCGGUUCAAAAACAGGGACGUUAACCUGGCAAAAAUGAGAUUUUCAUCUUUGCUGUUAUUUUCAGCUAUUGUUGUCUGCGCGCUUUCCGCUCUGGUAAACUCCGAAGUAGAGGGAAUUCCUGAAGACAAACUUCUAGUUGUGACUGUUGCGACCAAAGAGACUGAUGGCUACAGGCGUUUUCUGAGGACAGCGAAACACUUUAACUAUACUGUCAAGGUUCUGGGCCGAGAUCAGAAAUGGAAGGGAGGUGACUACAUGUCAGCCCCAGGAGGAGGCCAGAAAGUACGACUUCUUAAAGAAGGUCUGAAGGAGAUGAAGGAUGAUGGCCAAAUAAUCCUUUUUAUUGACAGCUACGAUGUGGUUUUUGCCUCGGGUCCCAAAGAGCUGCUCAAGAAGUUCCAGCAGACCAAGCACAGGGUUGUGUUCUCCUCUGAGACCCUCAUCUGGCCAGACAGACAUCUGGAGGACAAAUAUCCCCAUGUCAGGGAGGGCAACAGGUUCCUGGGCUCAGGGGGUUUCAUUGGCUAUCUUCCCAACAUCAAAGAGCUCGUUGCUAAUUGGACAGGAGACGACGGUGACAGUGAUCAGCUGUUUUUCACCAAGGUUUACACUGAUCAAUCAAAAAGAAAAUCUAUAAAUAUCACCCUGGACAACAAAUGCAGACUCUUUCAGAACCUUCAUGGAGCACUUGAUGAUGUGGUGCUGAAGUUUGAAGAUAGUCAAGUACGACUCAGAAAUGUGUUGUAUGAUACUCUGCCUGUCAUCGUCCACGGAAACGGACCAACAAAGCUCCAGAUCAACUACCUGGGAAACUACAUCCCCAACACAUGGACAUUUGAGUCUGGGUGCACAGUGUGUCAUGAGGAUCUACGGUCACUCACAGCUCUUCAGGAAAAUGAAUACCCUCUGGUAGUGAUUGGCAUCUUCAUUCAGCAGCCCACUCCAUUUGUUACAGUGUUCUUCGAACGGCUGCUGAAGCUCCAGCAUCCCAAGAACAAGAUCAAACUCUUCAUUUUUAACAAGGAAGCUCAUCAUCAGCGUCAGGUCCGAUCUUUCCUAAAGGAUUAUGGAAGCCUGUAUGAGAAUGUCACAGUCAUCGAACCUGAAGAAGAGAUGGAUGGAGCUGCCUCUAGGAACCUAGGCCUCGAUCUGUGCCGGAGGGACCAGGACUGUGACUAUUUCUUCAGUUUGGACAUUGAAGUGGUCUUAAAGAACAAGGAUACACUCAAAAUUCUGAUUGAACAAAACCUUCCUAUUGUAGCACCAAUGAUAACUCGAGCUGGUCGGCUGUGGAGCAACUUUUGGGGAGCCCUCAGUGGAGACGGCUACUACGCCAGGUCUGAGGACUAUGUGGACAUUGUACAAGGACGGAGAGUGGGCGUCUGGAAUGUGCCAUAUGUGUCCAAUGUGUACCUGGUGAAAGGCAGCCUCCUCCGUAGAGAGCUGAAAGACUACGAGCUGUUCAGCUCCUCGGACCCUGACAUGGCUUUCUGCCACAACAUACGCAACAAGGGAAUCUUCAUGUAUGUAACCAACAUGCACACAUUUGGCCGCAUCCUGUCUACAGAAAAUUACCAGACCGGUCAUCUACACAAUGAUCUGUGGCAGAUCUUUGAAAAUCCAGUGGACUGGGAGGAGCGCUACAUCCAUGAGAACUAUACCCGCAUCAUGAAGGACAAGCUGAUUGAAAAUCCUUGCCCAGAUGUGUACUGGUUCCCAGUCUUCUCCACUGUUGCUUGUAACCACAUGAUUGAAGAAAUGGAGCACUAUGGAAAGUGGUCAGGAGGGGGCAAUGCGGAUAACCGAAUCACUGGUGGCUAUGAGAAUGUCCCCACCAUCGACAUCCAUAUGAUUCAAAUCAACUUUGAAAAAGAAUGGCAGAAAUUCUUAGUGGAGUAUGUGGUACCAAUCACAGAAAAAAUGUUCCCUGGAUACUACACCAAGGCUCACUUCGAAUUAGCCUUUGUAGUUAGAUAUAAGCCAGAUGAGCAACCCUCCUUAAGGCCGCACCAUGAUGCCUCCACAUUCACUGUAAACAUUGCACUCAACCAAGUAGACCUUGAUUACCAGGGUGGUGGAUGCAGGUUCCUCCGCUAUGACUGCUCCAUUCAGGCUCCUCGUAAAGGCUGGGCCCUUCUGCACCCGGGCCGUCUCACCCACUACCACGAAGGUCUGCCCACCACCGCCGGUGUCCGCUACAUCGCAGUGUCCUUUGUGGAUCCCUGAGCUCACAAAGAUGGCUGAACUUGACCAAGCGGGACACAUUGACCACAUGGUCCAGCAUCAUUCUCUGCAUUAUCCGAUUUAAAGCAGAAUUGUUUUUGUUUUCAUCAACUCAUUUCCUUUAUUCUGAUAUGGCUUCUGUCACACUCACACGGUGAUUAACUAUUAGCUGCAUUAGACAAACUUUUCUGUAGUGAAACAUGAAAAACACAAUUUUAUCACCACUUAAGAUGAGAACUUUUAUUUAAAGUGAUCUUUUGCCCAUGAGUAUUUUUCAGCAGCAGUCUGCAGGUGUUACCCAUCAUAUGCUCAUUUGUAUUCAGGCCAGUAACCAUCAAAGGUGUAAUUUGAAUAAUUGUUGACUGGCUCACUGAGGUUUGAAAGGCCUAAGUUAUCUAUUUGUUCAUAGGUUUUGUCAUAAUUAAGCAUUUCUGUAAGGUGCACCACUUCUUGUCAGGUUUUUGAACAGCUUCAAAGGGAUAUUUAAGAAACCAAUAGGUGAUGUCAUAGCUCACACACUUCUUAUGUGAAAGGAGGAAGUGAGGUUGUGGAUAAGCAUGCACAUAAAGACGUCACAAACACA
Molecule: messenger RNA, 3059 nt
Organism: Maylandia zebra (zebra mbuna)
Lineage: Eukaryota; Metazoa; Chordata; Actinopteri; Cichliformes; Cichlidae
Gene: plod1a
Product: procollagen-lysine, 2-oxoglutarate 5-dioxygenase 1a
Biological process (GO): peptidyl-lysine hydroxylation
Cellular component (GO): endoplasmic reticulum
Molecular function (GO): procollagen-lysine 5-dioxygenase activity; iron ion binding; L-ascorbic acid binding
Source: RefSeq, a predicted model, not a curated record